This is a messenger RNA of Lepus europaeus (European hare), 1772 nucleotides long. It is a transcript of the gene STPG2, whose product is annotated as sperm tail PG-rich repeat containing 2. The transcript has 14 exons. Bases 75 to 1772 code for a protein of 565 amino acids. The record is from RefSeq and is a predicted model, not a curated record. NCBI's taxonomy places the organism in Eukaryota, Metazoa, Chordata, Mammalia, Lagomorpha, Leporidae.
CCUCCCCCCUCAGCGCCUUCGGUGGAGGAGCGCCUGGGCUCUGGCCUGGUGACUAGUCUCCACCGCUUCCCGUUAUGUAUGAUCGGGCUCCCCGGUUGCUCAGAUUGGUUGAAGGUGGCAGCACUGAGGCACAUGUGGGUCCUGGAUCCUACCAGGUACCUUUCCUGAAGCAGCGAAGAACAGGUGGCUAUGCACCAUUUCUUUCUUUGGCUGCCAGAGAAAGUACUUCUGUUGCCUCUAACACUGAGAAAGAUGGUCCAGGUCCAGGACACUAUAAUGUUUCAGAAGCACAGUGUAAUAUAAAAGGAGGCCGUAGUCUACAAAACCGGGAGAAACGUUUUAAGAAGUUUAUUUCAGAUAAUCCAGGACCAGCAAGCUAUGAUCAGUGUUUUCCUGGAACAGUAUACAGAAAAGUACUGGAGGCCAAAGAGCAUCUUCAGUCAAAAAUUUCAAGAGCACGAACACUUACCAAAACUCUGGAUAUUCCUUCAAUUCCUUCUUGUGGACAGUCAUAUGGUUAUCAUAUCAAUGAGGAUGAUAGUAUUAUAAAAUGUGUUCCACCUGCUAGUGAUGACACACUAGGUCCAGCAUACUAUAAGCCUCUAUUUGAUGUUUCUGAUGCAACUUUGAAAUACAAAGGUGUACAUUUUGGCAGCUCUUCAGGAAGACAAGAGUUACCUGGAAGGUCUGGUCCUGGUCCUGGACAGUAUGACAUAAUCCAGGAAAGGACCUUAUACUAUGAAAAUAUUAACAUCAAGAAAGAUAAACAACAAAAUUAUUGCUCAUUUAUCCCACGGUUUUAUGAAGUAAUACCAUUGCAGGAGGAGAAAAAGGGAGUACCGGGUCCUGGAAAGUAUGAUAUUAAAAGUCAGUUCCAGAAGACUGAAAGUUCAUCACCCAAUGUGAACACUGCAUCUCAUGCUUUCCUUUCUCAAUCCCAGAGAUUUGUACCUGUGAAAUCAGUCACACCAGCUCUUGGUACGUAUAAUGAACCUCAAAUUGCUGUUAAAUCCUCAAAGAAAACAUCAGGACUGAAAAGUUCCUCAUUUGGCCAAAGAACUGCUCAAUUUACACAGGACUCCAGAGCAGAGGAAAUGCCAGGUCCUGGGUUUUAUGAUAUCCUAAACAGUACUAUAAUUUCUAAUAUUAGAAAAACAUCCUUGAAGAAAAAAAAGGAAACCGCAUUUGGUUCUUCUGCUCCUCGGACUUUUUUCCUGGUUCAGAAACAAGCUUAUACUACUCCUGGUCCUCCUGAUUAUCAGACAUCACAAGUUGGUGGAAUAUCUGAGAAAUUAUGCAACCUGACCAACAAAUGUGCUCCUUUCCGGUCAAGAACAGAGAGAAGUUUUAAAAUGCCAGAUAUGGUUAUUCCAGCACCAGGCAGCUAUGAUGUUCAGAAAUCAUAUGAGAUGUCCCAAGUUAAACAUAAAUACAUGCCACCUCGUAGUAUCGUGGCUAAAAGAAGACAUGCCUCCUUUCUUAGUGCAACUCCCCGGUGCAUGGAAAAAAUGCCCGAUGGACCAGGGCCUGCAUCAUAUAAUCCUGUUUUAAGGAAAUCUUGCCCCAUAGCCUUCUUUGUGAAAGCAUCAAAGCGUUUUGAAUAUCCAAAGGAGACUACUCCAGGCCCAGCAACAUAUGAGCUCAGUCCAUUUUUAAGACAUUCUGUUCUGAAGAAAACUUUUAAUGUCACUCUACCAAAUGCUUCCCAGAUUAAGAAGAAAAAUACCCUGACUGUAGAACAAAAAUCCAAACAAAAAAAUCUGGGGAGAUAA